Molecule: messenger RNA, 2538 nt
Organism: Podarcis muralis (Common wall lizard)
Lineage: Eukaryota; Metazoa; Chordata; Lepidosauria; Squamata; Lacertidae
Source: RefSeq, a predicted model, not a curated record
UAAGACCAGAAACCAGAAUUGCCCCUGGAGUGCAAUUUUUCUCAAAAAUGUCUGUGUGUGAAAGAGCUCACAUGGCAGCCGAAGACGAUCAUGACCAGGUGGGGUCUCUCUUUGUCUCCAAUGGACCCACUGCAGGAAGGCAAAGAGCAGUGAUGACACCCAGGGUGGACCGCACCCCCUGCACCCGCCCUUCUCCGCAGACCAUCUUCAUCAUCAUCCUCAUUGUCAUUAUUGUCAUCCUCAUUAUUCUCCUUGGCACUGGAGCUGUCUGUUCUUGUAAGGCGCAUGCAUGUCCAUCUGGUUGGAAAGCCUACGAGCAGAAAUGCUACUACUUUUCAGAUGUGGAAAAGAACUGGACCCUCAGCCAGAGCUUCUGUGCUUCACAGAAGGCCUCCUUGGCUGUGUUGGAAAGCGAGGACGAAAUGCACUUUGUGAUGGGUCUAAAAGGCAAGAAUUCCUUUUGGAUCGGUGUCAGCAGAGAGCCAGGACAGUGCAGGAAAUGUCUCCAUGGAAACAGCUCGGCGUUGGAUGUCAGUGGAAAUGAAGGAAACUGCCCCUCUCUGCAUGACGAACCCAAACCCAACUUCUUAAGAUGCAGCAAUGAACACCACUUCAUCUGCGCCAAAACUAUGUAAGAGGCUGGAGCAGUGCCUGGUGUGAACCACACAGAGUUGUUGGAGCCAGCCGUUACAAAAUGGUGCUGUUUAGCAUAAAAUAAGGACACAGAGAGCCAGCAAUAUUUUCAUGGAUGGAGGGCAGCUCCUUUCCAGCUUCUUCUCUCCUCUCCAGUACCUUUUAUUAUCCUUUGUUCUCUCUCUAGCCGCAUGGCCGUUUGCCAAUGUCUCAUAUUACCUACAUCCGGUCAUGGCUUAAACCCACCCAUCGCCAAAUAAUGUUAUACUGCCCGGGGGGGGGGGGACAUAGCUCCAUACAAGGCUAUGCUCUUAAUACAUUCCAAUACAUUGUAAAGCUCAGAGUGCUGGUCAGCCGAGGUCAGGGGGCACCCUGCAAUAUUACAAGCCUUUACCGUGGCUUUAUGACUCCCACACAGAGUGAUAUUUAUAUAAACUAUUUUCUGAUUCAUAUUCUAUAGCCUUUUAAAUGUGUUUUCGUUUUUACAUUCAGCCCUGUUCUUAAGGGUUCGGGGCCUUACGGAAAGAAAACAGCAGGCGUAUCUCAAGCCGUUCUGAGGUGAUGAGCUAGUAGUGCCUGUAGUUGCAGCUGCUUCCUGACUCAACUUGCCCAUUGAGCAAGUUCUGACCUUUCAACAGUCAUAUGCAGCAGGGGGUGAAACCUGCAGUUCCCAGAAUUGCUAUCCUGCACUUGCUAGAACAACUCACAUCUGAACCAGUGGCACGCCUUCCGUGGACCAGAGGGACUAGCUUAGUCCCCUGUGUUUCUGGUAAAAUUAGACACACAAACAUCUGUGCUUCAUUUCCAGAAGAAACCCUUCCUCCUCCCUUCACCUUCUUGCUUCUCCCCUCCUCCCUCCUUCGACCUUACUUUCCGGAGCCUCUUCUUUAGCCCGCUCUAGCCAAGUCGGAGGGGCUGCGCUCCUUGCACGGCAGAUCCGAGGGCGCAUCCUCCUGGUGGCGCAGAGUAGCGGGCGCAUACUCAGAUGCAGAGGGAAGCGGCUCCUUCAACUGAGUUCCUCUACCACCGGUGCUAUUAUUCUGCCCUCUGCGUACUUUACAAGGCACAGAGGCGAGGCAUGCUCUUUAGCAGGCUGCUUGAGACUACAAUUCCCAUCAUCCCUGACCACUGGUCCUGCUAGCUAGGGAUCAUGGGAGUUGUAGGCCAAAAACACCUGGAGGGCUGAGUUUGACGAAGCCUGCUCUUUAGCAUGGAAAGGGACUUGGUUGAAGGAGCUGCUUCCCUCCACGUCUAACCACGCGCCGCCAGAACUGUUGCUUGCGGCAGUGUGUAUUGAUUUAUCUUUUUUUCCUUUUCCUUUUUUUUUACAAGGGAAACGAAUCACGUGAGCAUCCCUGAGAUCUCCCCUGCCUUCUAUGCAUUGCUUCCCCCCCCUCGUCUCUCGCACCCCCCAAUGCUUUUGCCUCCGCCUCUAUUACUGCUUGCUGGGGGCUGCUGUGUGUGUCUCUGUGUGUACUGGUGCCAGCGCCUUCUCUGACCCCAGGCGCAGAUUUUUGAGGUGGCGUGCAAAGCAGGCAUCCCCAUGCGGGCGCCCCGGGAGCCGGGUGCAAGAGACUCGGAGAAAGAGAAAGAGAGCAGAGGAGAAUGUCAGAGAGAAAGGGCUCUGCGCAGCUGCCGGGAGGGCGAGGGAGGGACGGAGGGUGGUGCCAAGGGGAAAUCAGCACGGUCAAGCCUGCGCGCCGCUUUGCUUUUUGUUUUUAAAUCAUUUUUAUUGAUUUUCCAAUAAAUACAGCCAGUCAACAUGUCCACGUCAUAAUCUAUUUAAAAACAACAAACUAAAAUAAAAAAGACCAAAUUGCAACCCAAAUUGUAAUUAUUAAUUUUUCUUAGUCUGGACCUCUGAAGCAUAUCUCCAAAUCUUCAAUCCUGCCUCCUCUUGUUGUU